Molecule: messenger RNA, 2031 nt
Organism: Protopterus annectens (West African lungfish)
Lineage: Eukaryota; Metazoa; Chordata; Ceratodontiformes; Protopteridae
Gene: MIPEP
Product: mitochondrial intermediate peptidase
Exons: 18
Coding region: 49-2031 (660 amino acids)
Biological process (GO): peptide metabolic process
Cellular component (GO): mitochondrion
Molecular function (GO): metalloendopeptidase activity
Source: RefSeq, a predicted model, not a curated record
AUCAUUUGUCGACAGCGACAUUCGCGAAAUUAAAGUCUUGCAGCAAAUAUGGUUGUGGGGCGAUGUAUUUUAGUUACCACUAAAUGUUUUCGUGUAACUGUUAGAACAUAUUGGUCUCCUGUUGGGUCUGCUUUCAGUGUCCCUCAGAGCAAGCAGUUUGACAUAUUUGAUAAGAAUGUGGGUCUCUUCAGAGUUCCAGAACUGAGCACACCUGCAGGAUUUCAAAUCACACAGGACAGAGCUCUAAGAGAUGCUGAAGAACUGGUAAAAAAAGCUUGCAGUACUCCUCCUGGACCUGAAACUGUACGCAUCUUUGACCAGCUUUCUGACUGCCUAUGCCAAGUUGCUGAUUUGGCAGAUUUUGUGAAAAUUGCUCAUCCAGACCCUGCCUUCAGAGAAGCUGCUGAAGAAGCCUGUUUGAGUAUUGGUACCAUUGUUGAAAAGUUAAAUACUAAUGUUGAACUUUGUCAAAUACUGAGGCAGCUCCUAAAUGAUGAAUCUUGUCUAAAUUUACUGGAUGCAGAUACUAGGAGAGUGGCCGAGCUUUUCAUGUUUGACUUCGAAAUCAGCGGAAUUCAUUUGGAUGAAGAAAAGCUGCUGAUGAGAGGGCUUGCAACCUCGAGGCACAUACCAGGUGAUUGGCCAGGUUGUGCCAUGAGUGUGCGUAAAAAGGCAUUAGAUCUUAAUGUCAAGUUGUUGCAGCUGAACAAUCAGUUUCUAGCUGGGUGUCAUUUACCCAACAAGAUUGAGAGAAGAGUUUUACCAGUUCAUGUAUGCCAUUCUUUUGCACAAGAUGGUGACUAUAUUCUGGUCAGUGGACUAAACGGAGAUAAUCCAGAUGAAGUGGUGCGAGAAAUUGCAUACAGGAUCUUUCUUUAUCCUAAUGCUGAACAGAUGAGGUGUUUAGAUGAACUACUGGCUUGUCGAAAUCAGCUUGCUCAGUUAGUUGGUUAUACAUCCUAUGGUCACAGAGCACUGCAAGGAACACUGGCAAGAAAACCAGAAACAGUGAUGGAGUUCCUCAAGAAGCUCUCAGACAAGCUGUCCAACAGAACAGCAAAAGACUUCAAUAUGAUGAAAGGAAUGAAGAUGAAACUAAACCCCAGAAAACCUGAUCUAAUGCCUUGGGAUCACCCUUACUACAGUGGUAUCCUCCGUGCUGAAAGAUACAAUAUAGAGCCCAGUUUGUACAGUCCAUUUUUCUCACUUGGAUCUUGUAUGGAAGGACUGAACAUGUUGUUUAGCCAACUUUGGGGCAUUUCUCUUUAUGCAGAGCAACCUAAAAAAGGAGAAGUCUGGUCUCCAGAUAUUCGGAAGUUGGCUGUAGUCCAUGAAAAGGAAGGGUUAUUGGGAUACAUCUACUGUGACUUCUUCUAUAGAUCUAACAAACCUAAUCAGGAUUGUCAUUUUACAAUUCGUGGUGGAAGAUUAAAAGAAAAUGGUGAAUAUCAAGUCCCAUUAGUGGUUUUAAUGCUUGGACUGCCAAAUCCAACAAGAAAUUCUCCAACACUUCUUACACCUGGCAUGAUGGAGAACCUUUUUCAUGAAAUGGGGCAUGCAAUGCAUUCUAUGUUGGGAAGGACUCGUUACCAACAUGUAACAGGUACAAGAUGCCCAACUGACUUUGCUGAGGUUCCUUCUAUUUUGAUGGAGUACUUUGCAAAUGAUUAUCGUGUUGUCAGUCAGUUUGCAAGACAUUAUCAGACUGGCCAGCCACUGCCAAAAAGUAUGAUCUCCCGCUUGUGCGAGUCCAAGAAGGUCUGCGCAGCAGCAGAUAUGCAGCUCCAGGGGUUUAUAUGGAGUGUGGAUGACAGAGUAGGAUAUAGUGCCAAAGCUAAAUCAAGGUAUGCUGAAUGCUCAGAUUCACCCUCAUUUAAUGCUUCUGUGAAUGUUUCAAAGAAAUCCGCUAGAUUUAACAGUUUCAGAAAGCUGUCCAUUUACAGUGGGCAAACUGGACUGCAGCAGGCUAAAAAGCAGUUUCAGAAGGAACAGCAGGUACAAAAGGAUGGGCAAAAGCAGCGGUAUCAGUAA